AUGGCAAGAACGAUGGCCGAAGCAAUGCACAUGAGCAUAGUAGCAGACACCUCAAACAAUGAGAAAUAUCUGAGGUCGGAAUACAAACAGAAGUGCCGCCGCUACCUCAAUCUGGCCUGUGAAAUAUACAGAGAAACACCGUUUUUAAGUACUAAUUUUGGCCAGACUAGCAAACAUUUGGUGAAUUUCUUGGCCACCGUCAAAUUUCAAUAUUUCACGAACUUUGGCUCCUUUCCAACGUUGUCUAAAUCCGUCAUUGCCAAGAUGUUCAUGACAAGUUGCCCAACAAACGUCAAAACAGUUUCAUACGAUUACUAUUUGAUCUGCAUCCUCAUUGGCAUCGAUUUUUGUAUGCUCACUCGACAAGAUAAGUUUGAUUCAGUCCAGCUUAAAAUCUACUGGGCCAAAAGUACGGAACAAAAUCAUUACACCAGAAAUUAA
Molecule: messenger RNA, 441 nt
Organism: Helobdella robusta
Lineage: Eukaryota; Metazoa; Annelida; Clitellata; Rhynchobdellida; Glossiphoniidae
Exons: 3
Coding region: 1-441 (146 amino acids)
Source: RefSeq, a predicted model, not a curated record